This is a messenger RNA of Ruditapes philippinarum (Manila clam), 3359 nucleotides long. RefSeq lists its product as uncharacterized. The coding region runs from base 312 to 3212 and encodes 966 amino acids. Lineage: Eukaryota; Metazoa; Mollusca; Bivalvia; Venerida; Veneridae. The record is from RefSeq and is a predicted model, not a curated record. The transcript has 16 exons.
UGGGUGCGUGAUGUUUACAGGUGGCGUGAUAUAUAACUUCCUUAAAAAGUAUUGUUUCAUACUAUGAAAGCGUCGAUAUUCAUAUACGGUUGGACAGUCGUAUCGGAAAGAAAGGAAAUUCAUAUACGGACGGUUUCCAAAGGGAUCAUCCUUUUUCCAGAUCUUUCUAAACUGAAAAUUCAGAAGUGUCACAGAAAUAUCGGAUUAUUAAGAAAUUAAAACUUAGUAAGCAGUUAUAUCCUUCAGGGACAAAGGAGCACCGUAAAUAAAACAAAGCUGUGAAGGGUAAGACGGUCAAGUCAUCAGAAAAUAUGCACGCAGGCGAUCAUUUGAUACCGUUUGCAGGAAAAAAGAAGAAUACAUCAUUUUCUGUAUUAGUAAUGGUCAUGCUAUUCCUCUCAAACAAAGGUAUUGUUGUGAAUGCAGCUGUCCCCUCUGAGAGUACAAUGUUUUCUACAGAUUUACUGGAAUCCCAAUAUUGUAACAUGGACAACUUGUAUUCCUUAAAGAAAAGCUGCCACACAAACGUGUAUUCCUUUGCACAACUUAUCUUCUACUGCAAGUUUUCAGACAUUUGUAAUAGAGAUGAAAAGCCAUAUUGUAUCUCCACAAGUCACUUUGGUGCAUAUGUAUGCUUGAAAAAAAAUUUAUCAUGCACAAAAGGUCGGUAUUACAAGGCAGUAGCUGAUGCUAACUCUCCGAAAAAAAUAUUUUUCGAGGAAGAUAAUUGCCCAGACGGAACAUAUCAGCCCGAUGAAUCUAACUGCAUCCAUGCAUGUGGAAACAAACACAGGAACCUAAAAAACAUCUCUGAAAAAUACAUUGUAUAUUCUGUUGGUAAUUCAAGUCAUCCUACCCUAGUUAAUUGUAACUAUAAACUGGGAUACUUCAACGCCAAGGGCAUUUUACUACUAAAUUACGACGAAAAUAUAUCCGACAAUAUUUGUCAACAGGAUGGAAAUGUCAGUUCGUGUCCAGGACAACAAUACCACCUUCCAAAUGGCACUUGUGUAGAUAAGUGUGAUGCUGGGUUUGAAAGGCAAUUACCUGACUUUGUAUGUACUGAAAUAGAACGGCUGAUAACGAGAAAGGAUUCGGGGUAUCAAAAAGUCCCUGACCAAGGUACAAACAAGGAUGCGGUGGAUCAAAAAGCCCCUUUCAUAGUCGCCGGCAUUAUAAUAUCGGUUGUCAGUGCUGUGACUCUUGGUCUUUGUCUACUAGUAUAUAAAUAUAGACGCCAUCCAAAUAUUGUCAAAGAAGACGAUUCACUUAUACUCGAAGUUGUGUCCACAAAAAUUGACAAAGAUGGAACAAAUGAAACAGAAACUGAUGUUGACGCUAUACCUGUAUAUGAACUUUGCGAAAAAGGCCAAAACAAUCAAAACAGUGAAAAUGAAGAUGAUGAUGAUAAUGCUGAAACAAAACUACUUCAACACCAUGAAACUUAUACACACAUUGCUGUUAUAUCUCCUGUUGAAUCAAAGAUCAAUGAUUACAAAGAGAUAAGACAUUUAGAAACAAGAUUACAACAAAGAACAAGGGAAAGUGUUCAGGGAGCUGGAGAUUCUGAGAUAACACAGGCAAAGGACCAAGAAAACAACACACACGAGCUUCAGUUAAGAGAAGGGGUAGAGAAACAAACAUUGUCUCUCAAAGUGCUAGGUACACCUGAAUCACAAAUCGACUGGGACACGGUUUUCUUGAAGCUAUCAAAAUCGUUGUCUCCUACUAGCUGGAAAUUUUUUGCGUAUCAUUUACUCAACGGUUGUCAGUCAUUGCCGAGAAGCGUUCAUGAUACAGUUGAGGAAAUUGAGAUGGAGACAAAGAAUCAGCAUACGUCUGGUUGGGUCAUUCAUGCAUACCUUAAUGUGUUCUAUAGAUGGCUUAAAUGUUUAGGACGUGCACGUGCAUCGAUUGAACAUAUAGAGGAAGCCGUUAUGGCAUGUAUGGAGGAACAGGAUGCUAAAGACCUAGUAAUUGAGUUCAAAAAGAGCCCGCCAAUGAAAGUAUCAACGUCAAUAUGUAACACUUUAGACCCGUACACAUUUGACCGAACAUCAUUUGGGCGCAAUGCUUCAUAUCCUGCACAGUUCAUGUACAUGGCCCUGUGUGAUGAUAAAACACAAGACAAAGCCAUGACCCGAAAACAUGUCAGGUCAAGUGAAUCACAUAUUUUCGAAAUUGCUCAGUUUUCCUCCGGACCUUUGGAUCCUACAAAUGAAAUAACCAAUCGUCAGGAAACGUUCACUACAGUCCAGUUGAACAAAACCUGUAAAAAGCCAAUUAAUAGACGUGAAAAACGAAAGACAAAGCAAUCAACAAUUCAGGAAAAUAAAAAACGAUUAAAAAAUGAUAACUAUAAUAUUCGAAAUGCAUUAGAAAAUAUGCGUUUAGAUAUCAUGCCGAUCCGUCAAAAUGACUAUGACAUAUACAUGGAUUUUGUUAUAAACCGUAUUUUAAACGAAUGCCAUGUGAGUAAAAGCAUAGUAUUGUCCGUCAAAUACGCAGGGUUUUGUGAACCUUACAAAAUAGAAACAAAAGAUAAGGAAACAUUAUACGUUUUAAAAAGCGGAAGAGCAAAUAUUUGUAUGGGGAAAGAAGUAUACGAUGAUUUAGACUUUUACGGGAACGUUGCAAGAACAAAGCUAUUGACAGAUCUGAAGGCAAAGUAUACUGACUAUGAUGAAACCACUUCUGAAACGUAUUUGUUCAUAAGAUUCGACGGGAAACCACUAUUUGAACAAGAAGAAGAGAAAGUUGAUAACACCGAAAACAACAUGUCUGAAAAGGUGGAGGGUACCGAGCAGCAAUUACAAGUAAAUGGUAAAAAUUAUCUUUCAAUCAGAAACUCCCCUGACAUGAAAGCAUCGGAGGAACACUUAAACAUCAGAAAAAAAGAUUUUGAAGCUGAAAAGGAAGACAGAUCAGGGCCGAAAAUAGAUCAACAUGAUAAGAAAGAACUACGGCAAAGCAAAGAAGAAAGAGAAAAAAAUAAAACUGAAGGGAACAGAAAGCAGGAAAGUCAUUUUACCGCCUUAGAUAUAGAAAAAGAAUUAGAAAGCAUUAAAGAAUCGUUCUUUCCGACAGGUGAUGAAUUAUAUAAUUUACCGACCGCAGACGAUGUGGCCGAGGCUUUUAAAAAUAUGUUAGGUCAAUGCGUGAGACCUCCGGUUUAUGGAGGCAAUUCGUUGCCAAAAAUCGAGCCUUGUUGAUCUGAGUUGAACAGUUUGUUUACAGACAAAAUGCACUUGUAUUUCUUUGUAUGUAAACUCCAAUGUUGUAUUCUGGGAUUGGGAUUGCCGAUUUAAUAUUGUAAACAUGUAUUUCAACUUAAUAAAUUUUGUUAAACGACAAAAUAU